AUGGCUUCCAACAAGCAGCUCUCUGCAACCAUUCUCAUCUUUUCAAUCCUUUUCUACUCAUCAACAUUCUCUCUUGCUUGCAACACCUGCAAGCCUCAAGCACCAGCACCAGCACCCCAACCUGAAACUUGCCCAAAAGACACAUUGAAGUUGGGGGUUUGUAUAGAUCUUCUAGGACUUGUUAACCUUCCAGUUGGGACCCCUCCUACAAGCAAGUGCUGUGCAUUGCUUGAAGGCUUGGCUGAUUUGGAAGUUGCCGUUUGUCUCUGCACUGUCAUCAAGGCCAAUGUGCUCGGGCUUGUCAACUUGGAAGUGCCAGUUGCAUUGAGUUUGCUUGUUAGUGCUUGCGAAAAAUCAGUGCCCCCUGGCUUCAAAUGUGAAUGA
Molecule: messenger RNA, 384 nt
Organism: Prunus armeniaca (apricot)
Lineage: Eukaryota; Viridiplantae; Streptophyta; Magnoliopsida; Rosales; Rosaceae
Source: the annotation of a GenBank genome assembly